Molecule: messenger RNA, 6581 nt
Organism: Brienomyrus brachyistius
Lineage: Eukaryota; Metazoa; Chordata; Actinopteri; Osteoglossiformes; Mormyridae
Gene: spag5
Product: sperm associated antigen 5
Exons: 26
Coding region: 2205-6461 (1418 amino acids)
Biological process (GO): cell division; regulation of attachment of spindle microtubules to kinetochore
Source: RefSeq, a predicted model, not a curated record
CAAUGUGUGCGUGUGUGAAUGUUGCAAAGCUUAGUUUAUAAGGAAGUACUGGCUUCCUUUGGACCAAAGUCUUCCAAGGUGAUACGGAAAACAGGCUUCGCUGCCCAAGACACAAAGAAUCUUCUGGAGCGCGUUGGGAAGGAUCCCGGCAAUUUUUAACCAGAGCUGAAAAUCACAGGAGACUUUGGGCGGAGAGCAUGAGUGAGAUGCAUAUCCAUGACGCAAUCCUGAAAGCGGACUUUCGCCUGGCGAGGAGGCUGGUCGAGUCGGGGAUGGACGUCGACGUGAGGGACAGUGCUGGGAGAACCGCCCUGAUGCUCUGCGCUUUGCACGAUGGGGAGAUGUGGGCUGUGGGCGUGGCCAGGAUGCUGCUCAUUCAUGGGGCGAGGGCGGGGCUCUGUGACCGACGGGGCCGCUCCGCGCUCAUGUACGCUGCCCUGUAUGGGAGACUGCCACUCGCCAUGCUGCUCAUCCGGGCUCUCGACUCGGAUCUGAAUCACAUCGACCUUGAGGGACGGACGGCACUGCGCCACGCUGCCGAUGGGGGCAACAUCACAAUCUAUGCCCUGCUCCUGGACGCUAUGAAGAAAUACGGCUUCAGCUGGGACACGUCUGUAGCGAGCGUCUUCCCUUCUGACCCCCGCGGUGGAAGACGCAAGCAGAAACCCUCAGACAGGAUGACUCAUAGCAUCAGUGGGCAGUCACUCGACAAGAAAAGCCAAACGUUCUGGAAAGAUCUGCCAUAUAAGACCAUCCCUGCCGACCUCUGGGAAAAAAGGCAAGCUUUUUACCAGCUACCAUCCAAGGGGUUGCCUGAACUCACUGAGGAGAGGAAGACGAGGAUCGCAAAACCAGACCGAAUGAACACCAGCUCUGCUGCAGUGGGCUGGAGGGUAGACAUGGUUAGCCUGCGGGAGGCGCUACAGGUACAGCUUAGCCCUUCCUACAGGCCAGAGGCCCGAGCACUCCCUGGGUUGCAGCACCUGUGUCAGGCACCCCCUCCACCAGAGCAGGUGGUGAAGGGUAGGAAGCUGUCCUUGGAUGGCGCCUGUGAGGCCUUAACACAGAAGAGGCUGCAGGAGAGAGUGACACACCGCCGCAGCAGCGUGGCCGCCAUCCCUCUGAGCUGCCUCAACCGCCAACGCAGCACGGCAGGCCUACAGAGACGGGCAGAAAGCAGAGCCAUGUGGAAGCCUCCCAGCUCAGCUAACUGACUACAGAAGGCACACAAGUAGAGCAGUGAUCCUGCAAUCAUUUCUUUUUUAAUCUAUAUUUUCUAAUACUGAUGUGAAAAAGCUAACAUUAAUCACUAUUAUGAAAAGGAAGUACCAGUUUAUGACACAAAAUGUGUGUGAAAAUGGUUAAUCAGCAGUUUCUUUCAGAAUACUGAGAUCUUGCAUUUGAAGUCUUUGACAUGAAACCACAUUUACAGUCUUAACAUGACGAAUGCGUCUGAAAUCCAAUCGUACAUGUUUACGGUAUUGCACUCUCAAUAUGCUGUAAAUUGUUUUGUCCAUUGUAGCACCUUAUGUUGCCUGUUAUCCGCACGUCACAGUGGAACUGAAGGCACGAAAUUUAGUGAACUUGAUAUUUUAAAUUGCUCUUACGAUGCAUAAAAAUAACAAUAAAUUGACAUAAAUCCACUUAUCUAAGCUACUUAGAUAUUUAUACAUUUCAUAAACACAAAACCGUCGAACUGACUACGUGCGAAUGGGAAGAAAAUCUUCCUUUCAGUCUGAAAAAAAUCGCAGUGUUUAUAACAUGAUUGUUUCCUGGGGGGUCAUGUGUUUUUGACACCGACAGAUGCAUUUCGCCGUAUCUACCGGUGAAAAUGGGAAAAAAGAGAAUUUAUGAGUUUCUGCCAUAAGCUCUCGACGCCUUGAAGAAUCUUUAAGAGCAGAAUAUUUACACAUCGGCUAAGCCGCUCAAAGUAUAACAACAUUUGACACAAGCUACACAUUGGCUGCAUGCAUGCGUGCAUACGUAAUGACGCAAGACGUCGUGACGAUUACUUGUAUUAUCCAAUGAGAGAAGAGCAUCUUGGGUUUGAAUUUGGAGCAGGCGGUUAAAGUUUGUAGCUCGCUUAAUGGGAAGCCGUCAGAGAGAAUCACAUUAUCAUCAUUUAGGAAUUUGCUCCGUAUCUACACACAUACGACAGUAGGAUAUCAUCCAGAAGAGGACUACUAAAGCAUAGCGCUCCUGCGAUGCAGUCCACUAACAGGUCGCCGCUGAGAAGCCUGCAGAAUGAGCUGCAACACUCCCACGGGAACCAACGUUCGGCUCGAUUUGCAAUAAGGGGUGAAGUGACAAGCUGUAAGUCGGAGCCGCGUCCUGUCUGCGCUCGCCGUUCACCUGCCGCUGUAAUUCUGCCAGAUGACAGGGAGCACAUGAAGGAGAAUGUAGCGGAUGUGAAAAUGGCCAAGUGUAGUUCAGCUGUUUUGUACAGUAUGGAGAUUGUGAAAAAAGAAAAUGAGAAACAACUGGAUGGUGAGGGAAUGAAGACCGUAGCUCCUCUGGAUGAACGAUUUGAUGAUGUGAGUAGUGACGCAGUUCCAGUCGCUGAUGAAGAUGCUGUUGGCCAGCAGUGUGGCGAUGGAGUUGGUCACAUUACACUGAAAUCCUUCGUGUGCACUGGAGCUGAUAUUGAGAUCUCAGAUGCCUCCAGACUUUCAGAGGAGACUGUUUUGCCUUUACCUGAAGAUCAAGUUGGCCAAAGUUUUGUCGUCUGUGGAAAUGAGAGCAAUGCUGUUGAAGAUUUGGAAGACCCAGUCCCACCGUCCAGCAGUGAGCAUAAAGACCAUGCUUACUGUAUGGAGAAGGAAAGUAGGAUUUUGGGAGAUGAGCUACCUGGUUCUGAAACAUCUUGUAUUUUGACGGGGUCAGAUGCAAAUGCUGAGAACAUGGUCCAAGUUGCUCUCUGCUCUGAGAGUUUAAAGGGCACUGAAAGAGAUGAACAUUCUUGUGCUCCAGUUGAUCAGGAAGGUUCCAGGGAAUCCCGUCUGACAGUGCGAGUUGAGCAGAGUGUAGAUGAGCAUCAGCAGCCUGAACUUUCUAGAAUCACUGACCAGUCCCUGCCACACGUCAUUUUGACGCUGGCGGCCAGUCCGGUAUUAAAUGCUUCUCUUUGGCAAAAUGUGGAUGAUGCAGUUGGUUUAAUUGCAGGGAGUUCUACGCCAUAUGUGGGUAAGAAACUUCAGGUAGAUGCAGAUCCCAUGUUUCCAAGGGACUUGCAGGAGAAUGGAGCAGCCCAAACCGGCGCUGGAACGUCCCGCGACAGUGGCCUCUCUAUUCUGCACUCCCAGGAAGGCUCUGAGGACCCUUUCACUCUCUCCUCCCCAAAGAUCCUUCAUACUACUCUCUCACGGAGUCCUCGCUUGAGGGAGCAGACGCCAGAUCCCGCCCAGCCUCAGGAUGAGUUUUUGGGCCACGUGCCGGCAGAUGGUAGCACCCUUCCAGGACGGCGUGCAGAAUGUACCCCAGCUGCUCUUGAUAAUCACAAUAGCCUCCUGGGUGGUCGAGUGAGUGGCAUGUGGACUGAGAACCUGGAGAGUCCCAUGCCACCACCUCGGCUGAACUCCACUGCACUGAGCUUGGAGCUGUUGCAGCCUGACGUCCUGGAGGCCGCUGUCGGGGUCCCCGCAGACCCCUUUCCCGGCAGGACCAUGCCCCUGCAGCAGCAGCUCCUGCAGAUGGCGGAAUUGCUCAUCCGCACGUCGGGGAACCUCUGCGUCGGUGCGGCGCCUGCAGAGUGCCACAGUGUCAGCACCUGGACCAGCCCCGUCCGGCUGAGCGAGCAGAGUGUCAACACCUCUGGCGUCUUCGAGCGGAAGAGGGAGUUCUCUGUGGCUGAAGCCAGUACCAGCACAGACUCCCUGCUAUGGAACCUUUCCCCUGGAAGCCUGGCCUCGGCCUCCAGGCAGGAGCUGGAGCAGCGGCUGACCUCCACGCUAGUCAUGGUGGAGGCUCUAUCUCAGCAGCUGUCCUGUAUCAGAGCUCAGAACCAGUCUCGUGGCCCGGGACCCUCCGAGCUCCGGGAGAAGUUCAUCCAGACGGACCAUACUGAGCUGAACCAGGUGGUGAUGUACAAAGAGCUGUAUAUUAAAGCUCUGGAGAAGAUCAGCGCUCUUGAGUUGGACCAGGAGGCUAUGAAGAAUCUUCUCCACGGUAUGCAGGAUGUCAAGGCCGCCGUGGUUGCCAUCAGCACAGAAACUCAAGAUGCUCUGACUAGGUUGAAUGAAAUUGCUCAUCUUACCAGCGAUGAACACAACGGUGUCUGUAAACAGAUGGUCCAGAUGAGGGCGCUGUACGGGCAGUGCAGGGAGGCCCUGCGGAGGAUGGGUGAGAAGGCCAGCGGCUGCCUGCAGGAGCGUGAGCAGAUGAGGCAGCGGAUGGAGGAGGCGCUGCAGGCCAAGGCGGCGGCCUUCGAAGUGACAGAGCAGCUGAGGGCUCGCUGUGCCGCUAGGAUAGCGGCGCUCGAGCAGAGCCUGGGCUCUCACCUGGAGGUGAAGGAGGCGCUCACCCAGUCCUACCUGGAGCAGGCUUCAUUAAACAAGGAAUAUGUAGACUCCCUUCAAGCCGCAAAUGAACUGCUGGAGUCUUCCAUAUGCAGCCAGAACUCUCUGCAGGAAGAGCUGUGCCAAGCUCGACGUCUCCUGCAGCGGGCUGGCCCGAUUGUGCAGGGAAUGUGGAACAGGACUGCCACUGCCCUGGGGGAGGCGGAGACACGGGGGAUGGAGCGGGACCAGGCGGUGGUAGAGAAAAUCAGGAUGGAAGAUGAACUGGCUCGGAUGGUAUCGGACCUCCGGGAAGCUACCCAGCAGAUUGGGGAUCUCAGUCUGCAGAUGGCCAUUGUGAACUCAGAGAUGUCUGUGCUGCGGCAACGGCUGAACGAGGCAGAGGAGGAGCGUGACGGGCUGCGGAUGAAGAAUACGGAGAUGUCCGCCUCUGUGUCAUCCAUCCAGGCCUCCUACGCCUUCCUGCAGCAGGCCCUGGCCGACGAGACCGACAAGUCACAGCAGGCAUCUGAAGAAGUGAGAGAGGCCACUGAACGCAUCCACAGCUUGGAGGCAGAUCUUGGGCAGUCUCAGGACCAGAUUAAGGAGCUGGGUCAGGCCCUGGCCGAGCGAGACCAGCAGCUGGAGGAGCUGCAGAGGCAGGCUGAGGGCCACGUCCAGCAGCUGCGGCAUCUCCAGGACAUCCAGAUGCAGCUGUCUACUGCCAGGGAGAUGAAUGAAUUCCUGCAGGCUGAGAAUGAGCUGUCCCGAGAGCAGGUGGCGGAGACCGAGGGCCUGCUCCGCUCGCACCUGCAGGGCCUGAGGGAGCGGAAUCUGCAGUGCGAGGACCUGAAGCAAGCCCUGACUCACCUCCAGAAGGAACGUGACUCCGUUCAGGAGGAGCUGGACAGCACCCAGGAAAGGGCGCGCCGCAUGCUGCUGGGUAUGGGUGAGAAACUGGUCCAGGCCUCUGUGGAAGUGGCUCUUCUGCACCACCGAGUGAGAGGUCUCACCAUCAGCCUGCAGGGGGCGCUCUCAGAUGGGGAGAAGCCCGAUGGUGCCCCCAAGGACCCGUCAGCCGGGACGUCACGCCGCGUCGGCACGUCCUUCGUGGAUACGGUCAUGGAUGCCAUCUCUGCCGACGACAUGCCGCAGUGUGAGACCGCUGCUGUAGGGGGGAGCGUGCAGGAGGAGAUGAGCAACAGAUGUAGCGCGUUCACUCGCGUCAAUCCCACCACUCCAAAGAAGGAGGAAGAAGAGGAUCAGAACAACGUGCUGGAGUUGCUCUCAGGGCUGGGGGAGGCCAUGUCUGAGCUCGGUGCUGCCGCUGGACAGCUGCAGGAGCUGAAGGACGCCAAGCAGGUCGAGCUGGAGCAGACUGUUGCCAGCCUACAGAGGGAGCUGCAGGCACUCUCACGCAGUCACGGGUGUGAAGUCUCCGACCUGAAGGAGCAGAACAGCCGCCUUCAGGCACAGGUGGACCAUAAUGCAGUGUCACUGCAGCAGAAGGCCCAGGAUGAGAAAGCGCUGAGGCAGCUUUGCAUGGAGAUGGACCAAAGCCAGGAGCUCCUCAAUAUGCACCGGGCUGAAAAUACUGAGCUGCGUAGGGAGGUCUCAGGGCUUCAGCUCUCCCUGCAGCGGGCCCAGCUGGAGGUGCAGGCCUUGAGGGAGGAGCUUGCCAGUGGCCAGUCGGCACCCAACCUCGAGGCUCUCAACGAGAAGAUCUUGUUGCGGAGUGAGGUGGAGAGGCUUAAGAGGAGCCUUGCAGAGUCCGAGGACAGCAGAUUUAAACUCGUGGAACGAGCCAAGAGACACCGGCUGGUCCAUGAAACCAACCAGAGGAAAGUGGAACGGGAGCUACAGCUACUGGAUGAGAUGAUAGAGACCGUGAGAAAGACACUCUCCUCUGUUCCAGCUGUGGUACAGGGUUGCCAGGAACUGCAAAGACUUGUGGAAUACCUUGGAUGAUUGUGAAUAUUGUGGAAUCCUUUUACGUAAAACCACAAUUAUGAAAGUUACUUGCCUCUGAAAUGGUUUUAUGUGUUUGUUUUAUAUACUAAAACUGAAUAAACUUAAAUGGAAAAUAAA